Brassica napus (rape) is the source of this 3476-nucleotide messenger RNA. RefSeq names its product alpha/beta hydrolase domain-containing protein 17B. The transcript has 6 exons. Bases 738 to 1832 code for a protein of 364 amino acids. Gene Ontology annotation, molecular function: hydrolase activity. Lineage: Eukaryota; Viridiplantae; Streptophyta; Magnoliopsida; Brassicales; Brassicaceae. The record is from RefSeq and is a predicted model, not a curated record.
AUUCCGAAAGAAGGAUUGAUGUGAAUUUUCCUUAAGUAAUGAUGAAUUAAGCUUUAUGUCCUCCAAACGAAUAAAUUACAAAUUAAUGUAGUCAUUUAUUCUCCACUAAACAUCAUUUUCCCUUUAUUAGGUUCAAACCUUUCCAUUAGUUUAUUAACUUUUUUUUUCUUUCUAUAAUGCAAGUAGCAUCUAGAAACUAAUAAUGAUCAGUGUUCAUAUAUGUUUUUCUCAUACUUCAUCUUUCACGAUAUUCAAAUGCUAUUAUGAAGUUUAUACGUCGUUACUCGUUAGCAUCCAUUUCCAUCUUAAAAUAAAUUUUAUUAACAAUAAAAAUAUUGGGUUCUCUUGUAUUAUACUUGCACACAAGUUGAUUCGUUAUAUCAAAUUAAUAAGAAAAUCCCAUAAACGCAGAAAUUAAGAGAAGUGCUUUCCUUAAUUAUGGAAGUGAUAUAUUACGUUAAGCCUUAAUCUUAGCUUUACAGAGAAUAUUGAGAUAUACACAAUAUUUAAAACGAGAAAGAGCAUUAAAAAGGUAAUUCUUAGCAUCAACCUUUUCUAAACAUAUACCAGAAACAAAUUAACAACUAAACAAUAUCAAUAGACAACAGAUUAAUAAGGCACCCAUCAUUUAUAUUGCAUAGGCCAUUAUUUUCUUCUUGCCACUUAAUCUAAAAAGCGUUAAAAAGAGAGAGAAAAGUUUCUUGAGUGAGUGUUUUAAAAAAAAAUCUUGAGUGAAGAUGGGAACAGCGACGUCGACGAUGGCGGCUAAGUUAGCUUUCUUCCCACCAAAUCCGCCGUCGUACACGGUGGUGACGGACGAAUCGACGGGGAAGAUGAGAAUAUCGGCGGAAAUGAUGCGUCACCGGAGAGACGAGGAAAUAGAAGUGGUGAAGAUAAUGACUAGAAGAGGGAAUGAAAUCGUGGGGAUGUAUAUAAAGCAUCCAACGGCUAAACUAACAGUUUUGUAUUCUCACGGCAACGCCACUGACAUAGGUCAAAUGUUCAUCAUCUACAAUGAACUAAGUCACCAUCUCAAUGUCAAUCUCAUGGGAUACGAUUAUUCAGGAUAUGGGCGAUCUUCGGGCAAGCCAAGCGAGCAAGAGACGUACGCAGACAUAGAAGCAGCUUACAAUUGGCUAAGAGAAACGUACGGUACAAAAGAUGAACGUAUCAUUUUGUACGGACAAUCUGUGGGCAGUGGACCGUCGCUUGAGCUUGCUUCUCGUCUUCCACGUCUUCGAGCACUUGUUCUUCACAGUCCUUUCUUGUCCGGUCUACGUGUCAUGUACCAUGUCAAGCACUCCUUCUGGUUCGACAUUUUCAAGAAUAUUGAGAAAAUUCAACUCGUGGACUGUCCCGUUCUUGUGAUUCAUGGAACAGAUGACAAAGUUGUGGAUAUUUCACAUGGAAAGCAAUUAUGGGAGCUAUCCAAGGAAAAAUAUGAACCUUUAUGGCUUAAAGGAGGAAGCCACUGUAAUCUUGAGAUGUUUCCUGAGUACUUACCUCACUUAAGAAAGUUCAUAGGGGCCAUUGAGAAGCUUCCAGUUCCACAAUUCCGACGCCAUUCAGUAUCUGAUGAUCACAAGAAAGACAAACAACAACUGAAUCCGAAGAAAAGUAGUGGUUGGAUUGGAUCUAGGCAUAGCACGGAAUGUGUUACUUCUAGAGACAAAUCAAGAAAGAUGAGUAUUGGUCAUCGGUCAGGAAAGGCGAGAAACAGCACGGAUAGCUUUGAUCGUGCUAGGAAUAGCUUCGACAGGUUGGGUGAAAUGGUGAGAUCAGUUCGAUUGUGUAAUGUUGAUUGUGUGAAGAAUGCAGUUGCAGAGGCCUGAUGAUUGUUGUUAGACCCAACCAAAUAUUGUUCUUUUUUGUUCGUUGGUUAUAUUCUUUUGAAUGGAGAAAGAUGUUUUGUAAACAUAUAUAUCCUUCUCACUUUUCACUAAAUAAAACAAAAGAACGUAUCUUUUUAUCUUCUUCCCAAAAAUGAAAAACAUAUGUAUGUGCAUAUUUGAUAUUAGGUAUCCAGUGAAACCAGCUAUAUUUAAACUAUUCGUAUCGUAGAAAAUAUCGGUUGAUGUAGUAGGAGUGGCUCUGAUACGUUAUGUCAAGAAUUAGGAGGCGUUGAUUAGAUUAUUAAAAAAAAUUGAUUACAAACUUAAAUGAAGAUCUAUGUAUAAAAUAUAGCAGAUAAAGCAGCUCCGGCGAUGAUCACGCUUAAUUUUGAAAAAGUAGUUUCAUAAUCAUAUCCUAAUUUGUUAUGAAAAAUAAACAGAGAUUUAAGCAAAAUAAAAAAUAAAAAUAACAGAGAUUAUGUCACCGCCACGUAGGUAUAUAUGACUAAGCUUUGAAGUUAAAAGAGGGUGUGUACCCGUGGGACAAACACACGAUGGACAUAAGUUUUCAAAAUCAAGUCUACGCCACCUGAGAAGAUUUUGUCAAACUCAGAAGACUUUCUUUUGGACUGUUUAUCGGGGGUUCAUAGAUUAGGGUUCUUACCGGAAUAUAAAAAAUGAUCUCUUAACUUUUAACUAAAAAAAUUAAGAACCAGUUUUUAAUAAAGUUUUUAAGAUCCGGUUUUUAACCUUUUUAGUCAAAAAUUAAAAGACGGUUUCUUAUAUUUCGUUAAGAAUUCCAACCUAUGAACCCCCAAUAAACAUGCUCUUAGUCGCUGAAGUGGUGGGAAAUAAAUAAACCCUAAAAGCUUAAUAACUUAACAAUUAACAUCAACCAAGAAAAAAAUGGCUUCUCAUCAAAUGAACAAGCUAAUUACCAUUUUGAUUAUUUUCCUCUCCUUCACAUUAACAACUCUAGCGGAAAACUCCGAGCUCACAGGCAUUACUCAAUGCAAAUCCAGACCACGAGCAUCGUUUUGUAACAACAACAAAGAAGCGAAGACACUCAAAGUCAUAGCUAUUUUUCCAUCUUAGCUGCGAGUGUGAUUGGUGUUUCUUUACCGUUGGUUACACGUAAAAUCCCAGCGUUAGGACCAGACCUGUUAAUGCAGUGAGGUCAGUGUAAAAUGCAGAAAUAAACAAGACACAAGUUUUUUUCUUUUCGAAUUCACUAGAACAAGAAAGUCUUACACCAAUCUUUUCUAUUACAAGAAUCCUUUAGGAUUAUCCCAAUCCUAAGCUAAAACUCAUCCUAGAGUCUAGAAUUUUGUUUAUCAUAAUCACCCCGAUCACGAGCUAAACUCCUCCUGAGUCUAGGCUUCCAUCUUCAAACACUCGGAAGUACUUUAACAACCACUUCAGCACCUAAUGCAGAGCAGUGACACCAAAGGCUUGAUGACACAAGCACCAAACAAUGAUCUCUCGACUUUUCUUCUUUUAGCAGAGACAACUCUCUUCAUAGAGGCACGUCCUCCAUGUAUAUAUAACCAAAACUUUCUCUCCAAGUUCUUACAAAGACAACUUAAGCAACUUUCUUUUUUCUCUUAAGGAAUAACUCUCUUGCAGAACAUAUUGUUUCUUCUC